Messenger RNA from Thamnophis sirtalis, 1551 nucleotides. It is a transcript of the gene PLEK, whose product is annotated as pleckstrin. The record is from RefSeq and is a predicted model, not a curated record. Gene Ontology annotation, cellular component: plasma membrane. Gene Ontology annotation, biological process: intracellular signal transduction; actin cytoskeleton organization. NCBI's taxonomy places the organism in Eukaryota, Metazoa, Chordata, Lepidosauria, Squamata, Natricidae.
AUGGAACAAGGACCUGAACGAGAACCCAGACGGAUAAGAGAAGGCUAUCUAGUGAAGAAGGGCAGUAUGUUUAAUACCUGGAAGCCUAUGUGGGUAGUGCUGUCAGAAGAUGGAAUCGAAUUAUUUAAGAAGAAGACUGAUAACAAUCCCAAAGGAAUGAUUCCCCUCAAGGGCAGCAAACUGACCAGUCCCUGCCAGGAUUUUGCUAAAAGAGCAUUUGUCUUUAAACUCACAACAGCCAAACAACAGGAUCACAUCUUACAAGCUUCUCAUCUUGAGGAGAGAGAUGCUUGGGUGAAAGACAUCAAGAAGGCCAUCAAAUGCAUUUUGGGAGGGCAAAGGUUUUCCAGGAAAUCAACAAAGAAAUCUAUCAGGCUUCCUGAAACCAUCAAUCUGAGUGCUUUGUAUCUCUCUAUGAAGGACCCCAACAAGGGGAUACGGGAAAUGAAGCUGGAAAAAGACAAGAAAAUUUUCAAUCAUUGUUUUACAGGUAGUUCUGUGAUUGAUUGGUUGCUGUCAAACAAUUCAUUACGAAAUCGCCAAGAGGGUAUAGUGCUGGCAUCUGCCCUAUUGAAUGAAGGCUACUUUCAGGCUGCUGGUGAUACAUCGAAAAAUGCACUUGAAGGCCUAUCAGAAACCCCUUUCUUGGAUAUGGAGGAUGCUUAUUACUAUUUUGCUGACAGUGGUUUCUUCUGUGAGGGCAACUCCAGUGAUGAUGACACAGUCUUCAAGGAAGAAUUCAGAGGCCUGGUGGUUAAGCAGGGUUGUCUGCUGAAACAGGGUCACAGAAGGAAAAACUGGAAAGUGCGGAAAUUUAUUUUGAGAGAGGACCCUGCCUACAUGCAUUACUAUGAUCCUGCGGCAGGAGAAGAUCCACUUGGAGCCAUUCACUUGAGGGGCUGUGUAGUGACGGCGAUUGAAGACACAUCAGAGGGCAAGAAAAAUGAAGUGGAGGGAAACCUCUUUGAGAUUAUUACCGCAAGUGAGGUGCACUACGUCCUUCAAGCAGCCACCUCUGCAGAACGUACAGAAUGGAUCAAGGCCAUUCAGCUUGUCUCUAGAACUGGAAAAUGAAAGACUGUUGGUUUUAGAAAAAAAAAGAAUAAGAAAAACCGUAAAAGCGAUUUACUAACUCAGUAGCUCUCUGGAAAGGAACAUCAGUUUUAAAUUUAAACUGUUAUUUAACAAUAUGUAGAUUGUUUUAUAAUUGGCAGAAUAUUUAAUGUUGUAUAGAUCAGUUUUUUCUAUUUUCCUCUAUCCCAAAAAGGAAUGGUAAUCUAUAGCUCUUCAGAUGCUGCUGACAAACACCCAGCAACCAACAAUAUGGCCAACGAUUAAGGAUGGCGAGGGAACCAGUUUACCAGCAUCUGAAGGAUCCAAAUUCCCACACUGUUUUUUGUUUAAAAUGCAAUUAUACAUAUAAUUAGGAUCUUCUAUUACAUUUCGUUAUCUUUUAUGGGGCACCUCUGAAGCAGAUGAAUGAAUAGAUAUGAUAUCUGUUUUAUGAUUGCUGCAUAUGGUGGUUGGGGAGAAAAAUGUUUUCCUUGUAAA